CUCAAAUCUUUUUUAAAAAACAAAAAUAAAAUGAAUAAAUACGUAUUUUUAGCAGUAUUUUUGUGUGCUUUGGCAUCAACCAAUGCCAAACCUAGUCAUGAUAAAGAAGAAGGAAGUGACUCACCAUCAGCAACUGGUGAAUCUGAAUUCAAGAAAAUAGCUGAACAAGUCAACGAACGAUACAAUACCACCGUGUUACUGGACAUUGGUGAACUGAUAAACAAAGUCGACGAAAAGUGUCCAAAUUUGGAAAAACAAAUGGAUAAUGUUGCUGAAGAAAUCCAUAACUGUAUAGACGACAUUGAGCUAGGUAAUGAUACUUUGUGCCAUGCGGUUCAGGAGAACUUCGUAACAUGCUUCAAACCAGUCGCAGUGCUCAUCAACUCUUGUAUGCCUGAAGAAUCUAAAGACCUUCCAUUUAUGUUAGGAAAAAUGGUCCAAGGUCUCAUUACACAAGCUUGUCAUUCUACAGUAGAAGAAAUUUUGGAAAUUUUCAACCCAUGCAUCUAUGAAGCAGACACUGACACUUUGCCCGCUUGCGAAGAAGUUGAGACAGUUGUUAAUGAACACAAAAGCAAACUUCCAUCUAAAUCACUUAUUUGCCAUACCUUACCAAAAGAGAGAAACUGUGCCAAAUCUAUGGUUGAAGGAACUUGCAAAAAUCCAAUCACCAAAAAUACUGUCAUCAAAUUCCACGACGCCGUUGAGCAUGCAAUUAAAGAAGAUUGUGAUGCUCUUAAUAAAGCCUAA
Molecule: messenger RNA, 750 nt
Organism: Psylliodes chrysocephalus
Lineage: Eukaryota; Metazoa; Arthropoda; Insecta; Coleoptera; Chrysomelidae
Source: the annotation of a GenBank genome assembly